AUGUUUUAUCCAAUUGAUCUACUUUCCCGUCGACAAAGAGGCAAAUUUGCUGCUUCUUGGCUUGCUUCAACGAAUAGUGAGGCAUCAUUUAAGAAACUCUAUGUUUCUAAUGCUAUAAAGAAGAUGAACGUUGUACAAACAUGCAAUGAUAUUUUGGAAGUGAUACAGUUUUCCAAUGGGAAAUUACAUGAAAGAUUCAGUUUAUACCUGUCGUCACAAUUAAUGUAUGGUAUAACAAAAAUUUAUUCUUAUCAGGUUGAUUAUUAUCAAAAGGAUAUUUUUAAAUUUGAAGAAAAUCUUAACCCUUUUGUAUUAUCAAAGAAGAAAGGAAAUAGGUUUGAUGAUUUUGAGGAUAUUGAAUGUCCUGAUAUAGAACUGCCUAAAGAUUUUUUUAGCACUCAACUUUUAAGAGAAGACUUACAUAUUCUUCCUGGUGGAGAUCUCCAUGACAUGCUAGAAAUAGCUAUGCAAGAUGAGGAACUCCUAAAUUUUGGUUGCUUAAAUGAUGAAGAGUUGGAAUUAUUUCUGGGUCAUAACAAUAUCUCACUUGAGGAAAACAUUUUAAAACAGAUGGCUGAUAUAACAAUUACAGAAGAGAUUCAUCGACAUUCAUCUCAGAAAAACAUUAGUCCGGUGCUUGUGGAUAUAUCAAAAAGAAUACAUAAAUCCAAAGGAAAAGUACCUGUCACUCCGCAGAAACGGCAACCGCAAAUUCAACCCGAAACACCUACAAAGAAAAGACGUUUAUUUGAAACUGCAAGUGUACCUACUACAGAAGAUAUAACAGUACCUCUUGUAGAAGAUAUUGCAGAACCAAUACCGACUCCUGAAUUGCCUGCGGAAAAAACGGCAAUAUUAGUUCCCUCACAACAAAUAGAAAUGGAAUUGGAAUCGUUACAUUCAACCAACUUCGUGAUUGCCAAGCAUUCAAAGAAAACCAAAAUUAUUGAUCAAAAAAUUGUCUUAACUGACAAACAACUUCAGAAAUGGCGUCAAAAUAUAAAGAUUCAAAGCAAGCAAUCAGAUAAUGUAGUUAAAUCGAUAGAACGUUUGACACCGGCGAUAAAUCUUCUCAAGGAACCUUCAUACUUACCUAAGCGAUGGAAUACUAGUUUGCGCAAUCUUUUUGUUGAUCACAUCACCGGACCGUUUAUAAAUGUAGAUGAGGAUGUUGCACCUACUGAUUUCGUAGAAUUGAAAGAAACAAUGCUUGUAGAAGAGACAAUUAGCAAGCAAAAUCUUCCUACGAAAGAUAUGAGUACAUUUACGAAAAUGGAUACUACAAUUGCUGCUGAUCCUGCAAACAGCAUUCUGCCAAUAUCAAUAGCUCACUUAACUGCGAGUAUACCACCGUCACCAGAAAGAAUACAUACGAUUACUUUAGAAGAAGACAUUAGUAGCUCAGAUGGAAUUUCAUUAAUUUCACCUAAUGUAUCAAGUGAAGAUAUUUUGUCUCAAUUAGAAGUUUUUUGGUUCGAGGAGCCUUGCGUCAAGUUGAGUCAGCUUAUUCCAAAGGACGAAUAUACGGCAGAAGAUGCAGCUGCUGUUUUUAGUAUACUUCUUGAAUUGCAUGCACAAAAGAAGCUUAUUCUGCAGCAGGCUGAAUGUUUUCGUACUUUACGAAUUUGGAGAAUUGGAAAGUUAAAUUAA
Molecule: messenger RNA, 1650 nt
Organism: Cyphomyrmex costatus
Lineage: Eukaryota; Metazoa; Arthropoda; Insecta; Hymenoptera; Formicidae
Exons: 12
Coding region: 1-1650 (549 amino acids)
Biological process (GO): double-strand break repair; meiotic sister chromatid cohesion
Cellular component (GO): meiotic cohesin complex
Molecular function (GO): protein binding; chromatin binding
Source: RefSeq, a predicted model, not a curated record